Molecule: messenger RNA, 464 nt
Organism: Anoplopoma fimbria (sablefish)
Lineage: Eukaryota; Metazoa; Chordata; Actinopteri; Perciformes; Anoplopomatidae
Product: alpha-synuclein-like
Exons: 5
Coding region: 1-375 (124 amino acids)
Biological process (GO): chemical synaptic transmission; synaptic vesicle endocytosis; synapse organization
Cellular component (GO): neuronal cell body; cytoplasm; axon terminus
Molecular function (GO): cuprous ion binding
Source: RefSeq, a predicted model, not a curated record
AUGGACGCGUUCAAGAAGGGUUUCUCUAGAGCCAGGGAUGGGGUCGUGGCGGCGGCGGAGAAAACCAAGCAGGGGAUGACUGGAGCAGCCGAGAUGACGAAAGAUGGGGUUAUGUUCGUCGGUACCAAAACAAAGGAUGGAGUCACAACAGCUGUGUCUGGAGUGUCACAGGUGGGUGGAGCCGUGGUUACCGGGGUUACCGCCGUGGCCCACAAAACGGUGGAGGGAGCAGGCAACAUUGUCGUUGCCACCGGAUUGGUCAAGAAGGAUCCGGCCAAACAAAGUGAUGAAGCCUCAGCAGUUCAGGAAAUGGCAGAGUCACCGGUCGAUACUGACCCUAAUGAGGCUACAGAGGACGACACCGAUGACAACUGAUUGAGAGCUUCACAAUCAAAGACCAAUGAUCAAUGACCGAAACAUUCCAUGUCGCUCUGCCAAGUCCCGUUGUGCCUCGUUUAUGGUCC